AUGUCACUGUGGAACAAUGGCAGCUCCAACUUGUCCUACACCAGCUUCCUCCUGGUGGGCUUCCCAGGGCUGCAGGAGACCCGCAUACUCCUGGUGCUGCCCUUCCUCAGCCUCUAUCUGGUGAUUGUCUCCGCCAAUACUCUAGUCAUCCACACAGUGGUGGCCAAGCAGACCCUGCACCAGCCCAUGUACCUGCUCAUUGCCCUGCUCCUGGCUGUCAGUAUCUGUACUGCCACCACUGUGGUACCUGUCAUGCUGUUCAGCUUCUCCACCCGUUUCAACCGCAUCUCCCUAGCUUGCUGUCUGGUCCAGAUGUUCUGCAUCUAUUUCCUCAUUGCCUUUGACUGCAGUAUCCUUCUGGUCAUGGCCCUGGACCGCUAUGUUGCCAUCUGCAACCCACUCCGCUACCCUGAGAUAGUGACAGGCCAGUUGCUGGCUGGCCUGGUUGGGGUGGCUGUUGCCAGGAGCACAGGCAUUGUUGCUCCAGUGGUAGGGCUGGCCUCCCAGGUUCGCUUCUGCCGCUCAGAUGUGAUCUACCACUUUGCCUGUGAGCACAUGGCCUUGAUGAAGCUCUCCUGUGGGGACAUCUCAAUAAACAAGACUGUGGGGCUCGCGGCCCGCACCUUCAACAGGGUCCUGGACCUACUGCUCCUUGGAGCCUCCUACUCCCGCAUCAUCCAUGCUGCAUUUAGAAUUUCAUCAGGCAGAGCACGUUCCAAGGCCCUGAACACCUGUGGCUCCCAUCUGCUGGUCGUCUUCACUGUGUACUCUUCCACCAUGUCCUCAUCCAUCAUCUACAGAGUGGCCCGCGCUGCCUCCCAUGAUGUGCACAACUUGCUCAGUGUCUUCUACCUGCUGCUCCCAUGUUUGGUCAACCCCAUCAUCUAUGGGGCCAGGACCAAGGAAAUUAGGCAGCACCUGGGAGUUCUGUUUCAAAGGGCACAGCUGCCAAGUCACCAGUGA
Messenger RNA from Artibeus jamaicensis (Jamaican fruit-eating bat), 963 nucleotides. Its product is annotated as olfactory receptor 52K1-like. Gene Ontology annotation, cellular component: membrane. Bases 1 to 963 code for a protein of 320 amino acids. Lineage: Eukaryota; Metazoa; Chordata; Mammalia; Chiroptera; Phyllostomidae. Gene Ontology annotation, molecular function: olfactory receptor activity; G protein-coupled receptor activity. The transcript has a single exon. Gene Ontology annotation, biological process: G protein-coupled receptor signaling pathway. The record is from RefSeq and is a predicted model, not a curated record.